Messenger RNA from Astrephomene gubernaculifera, 7551 nucleotides. The record is from the annotation of a GenBank genome assembly. NCBI's taxonomy places the organism in Eukaryota, Viridiplantae, Chlorophyta, Chlorophyceae, Chlamydomonadales, Astrephomenaceae.
CCUUGUUUGGCUACCUCUACCCGUACGACGGUCGUCAUCCCAUUCGCGUUAUCGCUGGACGCAGAUAACUAGUUCUCUACUUUGCUAAUAUAAGUAAAGACUGAAUACCACAUGGCAGAGCAUAAUAUACCUCUGCUUUAUUUCUUCCUGAGAGCGUUCAUUUGCAGUAACCAAUAUGCGACUGCGCAUGUUUGAUUGUCUCCGAGGCUCUUCUUGUCUUGGUGAUAAUUGUAAUGAGCCGCAAGUUGUACUUCAGCACCUUGACUUAACCCCAGGCUUCGGCAGCCAAGGUUCCACCGCCCGUAAGGCGCUCGACCAAAUACAGGUUGGGCUGUUAAGCCUCAGCGGUAGCUGGUUCACCUGCGUUACAGGCUUGCUUCAAGUCUUUGAGGAUAGAGGCGUUGUUGCCGACCUCUAUGGUGUUUUUGAAUAUGGAGUCGAUGACCCAGAUUUUGUGCUUCUGUCCCCGGGGAAGCCCGCUCAAUCGGAGUGCUUGGGCGUGGAGAGAAAGGCGCUCUUACGCAAGAUGCACAGUACGCAGGGACCGGUUACUCAGCAGCUGCCUGCCGUGAACAGCUAUACCAAUCAACAUCAACCGAUCCGAAAGCGUUCGCCCGUGCAUCGGGUCGUAGCCGCCGUGCCCUUGCGCCAUGGCAACAAGGUCAUCGGUGCCCUUCUACUGGAGGAAGGCAGCUUCCCACCACAGCCGCGCCAACUUCACCUACUUUCACCCAAACAGCAGUUGGCCUCUCCACCAUCUCCCAACCACGACUCCGCAGCCACUCUCCCGCAAUCAUCCUCAACUUCAGCCACGUUAGCAUCUGCCAAGCUGCUGCUUAAAAGCGAAGACGCUCUCCGGCAGCUAGCAUUCACGGCCUCCAUAUGCUUGGCAGGACCCAUGGCAACACCCACAGUAGGUCCUGCUAACCCUGCGAACUCCAACAUCCCAACCGCAAAUGCCAUCGUCGCCACCGCAACUUCCACGACUGCUGCAAGCCCGGCCGCUGCUCCAGACAACACCAACAUGCUUGUUUGGCUAUCCGCAGCAGUCGCUCGGCUGCGCGCUGCACCCAGCAUGUCCGCCCUAACAGCCGCGCUUUGUGGAGCAGUCGCGUCACAUGUCCGGCGGACAUUCAUUGUAGAUGCCCAAGCCAGCGCUGCACUAGUGCCGCCGCCGGGCCCGGACGCCUCAGUAGCCCUCCUGUUCAGGGUGCAGCAGCAACACCAUCAGCACCCUGGCUUGCAGCAACAGGGGCUGGGAACGACAGCAGGCGGCGCGGGUGCCGGUAUCGGGGACAGCGGAGACAGCGCGGAGGCUGCAUAUGCUGAUGUGGCGGUGGGGGUGGGAAUACCCAUCCCGGGCGCAAACGGUGGCAUGAUGGGAUCAAUGUUGGUGGGAGGUGGAGGUGGCGGUGGAGGAGGAGGAGCCGGAGGGGGCAGCUGGAGGUGUCGACGGCAGUCCAGCCUGCUGUCUCGGAUGUCGCAACCCAUAAAUGCGCCGGUGGUACCCGCGACGCCCAACUCUGUUAACGCAUUCACAUUCAAAACCCCACACGGCGAGGACCCGGGCAGCGCCACGCGCCUCUUUGCGCGCGGCUCCCAUGCCGAUCCCCUCACGCGUCCCACCAACGCCAGCAGCCGCCAUGGGGAGGGCGGCGGCGGCGGCGGCGGCCCCAUUGUCAUUCCCCUCAGCGCCGCCCGGGCUGCUUCCUUCACCGCCUUGGGUCCUGCCGCGCCCGCCCUCCACGCAUGCGCUUUUCCACUGCAACAAACCCUGCUGCAAGCCGUGCUCGACGACAAGCUGCAGCAAGAGCAACAAGCGCAGCUACAGCAACAGGAGGCAUCAGUUGUGGAUCCGUCGAAGGUGGUUGUAACGGUAGCAGCAACCGCAACCGUCGCUCCCCAACUGCCACCAACCACCACACCCCAGCUCUCCGCCGGUAUCGUGGAAGACACGCUGACCUACGUCCAGAACGUGCACAGCUGCUCACGCGACGUGUGCCUGCUCAUGGGCUCCCGAAACACGACUAUGCGGGGGGUUCUAGGAGGCGCCAGCGGCCGCAGCGCCUUCCUCGGAGGCGGCGGUGGCGGCGGCGGCAUCAGCGCCGCCGUCGCCAGCGGCGGUCUGAGCGGCAGCGGCGCCAGCGGUGUGGCCCCCAACGCGCCUCAGUCGUUGGUGCUGCUGACGUUGCCGCUGGAGGAGGGGGCGGCGGUGGGUCUGUACUUGUGCUUCCCUCGGCGGCUGCCCGCGGCGCUGCUGGAGGCGGUGCGGGGGAGCUGCCAGGAGCUGGUGGACCAGGCAUUCGGGGCCGUGGUUCGUGACAAGCUCCGAAACUCUCUCGCGGCCGAGUACGACACCCUUAAAACCGCAUCUCCUGGAUCCUACGCCGUCGUACGGGGUUUAAAUCCAACUGAGGAACUUAUCGCUGCUGCCGCCGUGGGCGGCGGCUGUGGCGGCCUCGCCUCAGGCACCGGCGGCGCCGCUGCUGCGGGCAUGCUACUGGGUUCCUCGCCUCCUGUCGCGCACGGACCCGUGGGUCGGAUCGCCUCUGUUGACUCUUUCUGGCGGCGGAAGCUAAUGGUGCCGCCGCACAGGACGUCGGGGAACAGCCUGCUGUCCACCGCGGAUGUGCAGGACUGUGGCGGAGGCGGUGCGGGCGGUGGUGGAGGUGGCGGCAUGGGAUCACCGCAGCAGCGGAAGGUCAUGGUGGAGAGGCUGAGAAGCUUCGCAAUGGCUCGUCGAGCAUCCCUCAGCUACGACGCCUCCCAUGCGCGCUCUCCAAGCUGUCGUACCAUGGCCGAGCGAGCCGCCAUGGCUGCCGCCGCCGCCAGCGUCGGCGGCAGCCCCGGUGGGGGCCCCAUGGGCGGCUGCGGCGGCGGCAUGCAUGGCGUCGGCACCACCACAAGCGCCGGCGGUGAAGACAUGCUUGACUUGCUGCUGGGGUCCUUCAACAAUGAUAUGCUGUCGUUGUUUGGAACCAGCGGAGGAGGAGGAGGAGGGGGCGCUGCGGGUGCAAGCGGUCCGCUUCCGGAUGGCCGAAGCGCCAGCAUUAUAACGGUGACGGGCGCGGAGCCGGGGAGUACGGCAGCACGACAGCAAAUGGAUCUGUUGGUUAGUUCGUUGCAGACGACGUUACGGGCGUCCGUGGCGGGGUACGGCACCAGCGCCACCUUCGCAUCCGACCUUGAGAACCUGGAGCUGAUGGAGGUGCUGGGGCGGGGCGGGGGCGGGGUGGUGCUCAAGGGCCUACUCAACGGCUCGCUGCUGGUGGCGGUCAAGCUCAUGGAGUUCCCCGAGGACGAUGAUGAGGACGAGACCUCCCAGCCCGACAACGCCACCAACCGCCAAACCGGCAACAAGGGAACUACUACCGCCAACGGUGCAACCGCCAACGGCGGCGCAGCUGCAGCUGCCCUCAAGCGCCGGCCCGCGCCCUCCAAGCAGCUCAAGACGCGACGGGAGCUGCUGCGCAAUGCCAUGGAGCUGGCGGUGCAAUCGGCGCUGUCGCACCCCAACAUUGUGCAGUUCUACUCCACCUUCAAUAACGUGGUGCUUCGCUGUCGCAACCAGGGAAGCAACCGGGGCAGCACCCAGAGCGGCACCACAGCAGCACCAGGCACAACCACGGGGGCAGCAGCAGGGGCAGGCGGCGGUGGGGUUGCUGCAGGUGCUGGUGGUGGUGGUGGUGGGGGUGCCCAGGUGCUCAGCACCGACCCACGUGCGCUGUACCUGCAGGUGGUGCCGCACUCGGAGCCGCUGGGCGAAGACGAGGCGCGGGUGACCUGCAUUCUGGCCGAGUACUGCGACGCCGGUUCACUGGCUUCCGCCCUGCAGGCGCGCACCUUCCCCCGCCUGACCCGCUCCCCGGUUGUACCCGCCUCCCCCGGCCGCCUGCCCUUCAUGUACGACAUGAAGGGGGUGUACAUGACACUGCUGGAUGUGGCGCUGGCGUUACGGCACCUGCACUCGCUGAACCUGGUGCAUCGAGACAUCAAGCCGGCCAACCUGCUGCUCAAGUCCAACCCCCGCGACCCGAGGGGCUUCACCGUGAAGCUUGCGGAUUUCGGCUUUGUGAUCAACCUAACGGAGACGGCGGACGACGGAACGCCCAUCGCUCUGGUGGACCAGGCGUGUGGCACGGUGACUCAUAUGGCACCCGAGUGCAUGCCCGGCAAGGCCAAGAUUGAUGCGUCCGUGGACAUCUACAGCUUUGGCAUACUGAUGUGGGAGCUGGUGUCGGGGGGCGACCGCCCCUUCCCCACCGUGCACCCGGACAAGAUCCCGCGCCUGGUGUACAAGGGGGCGCGACCCUCCUUCGCGGAGAACGUGCCGCUGCCGUACCAGACGCUUGCCAAGAUGUGCUGGCGCACCAACCCCGCACGUCGCCCCCGCGCCGCUGAGCUGGUUUCAUCCAUCGCCUCGCAACUCCAGUCGCUCACGUGACAAGCAACACAACAAAGACACGGUCAAGUUAGUAAGCCUUACUCGUGAGACAUCGGGUGUGUUAAAAUAACUGGCCGCGAGGUGAAACGUACUGUGAUUGCCGAAAGAUGAAGUCCUCCCACCGAAAAUCGGGUGUGUGUGUGUGUGUGUGCCAUUACUGCGCGUGCCAUCGCAGUGUAUUGUCUUGUGCCGACGGGUGGUGUCGCUGGGUGCAACAGCCCUUCCUGGGUAUGGCUGGGCUGCAAGAGGCUGCGAUGAGAGCGAAGGGAGUUGGAAACGAACGUUUGGAAAGGGAUGAGGCUGGCGUGAUUAGAGCGCGUCAUGAUGGAAGGAGGCAGCAUGGUAUGUUACAAAGCAGAAGAAGAAGCGAUGAAACAGAAGAGCUGUGAUGCAGAGUGGGGCAUGAGCGUUCCUCAAAGGCGGUUGUGGCGGCAGUGGCUUUUUAUGACGUGUGGAAGGCACCUUAUGCUGCUGUGAUUGGGGUUGUAGUGGCAUUGGUGUUGUGGUAAAGUGUGGAGAGGGGAGGGCGGGGGAGGGGGAGGGGGGUUCCCAGUGUGCUUUGGGAGCUGCCCUACCUGCCGUAUGGCAUUAGGAAUGAAGCCUAUUAAGGUGGACAAGCAUACGGUAUUACUGCCGCUAAGAGCUUAGUUAGGCAAUGGAUCGUCGUGGAUGUCAAGGAAAGGGAUGUGCUUGCCGGCGAACAAGGGGGCGCGUUGUGUGGAAACUCCUCUCUAGGUAGCCGCCGUACCUCCUGUCAUGCUUUCUGUCGUGAUUUCUGUCGUGCUUUCUUGAACAUGCAGGCGUGGUGCUUGCACAAUUUUAUACCUUUCGAACAAAUGAAUGAAAGCUCGGCGUGUUAUCGCCAAGCACACGAUACAGACAUGCGCACCGCCUUGCGCGUCGGAGGGGCACAGGUUGACCCUCCAAGCUAGCUGUCCUGAAGGUCCUGAGAGAUUGGGAGGAUGUGACCAUUAAUUGCCGUUAAUGUCCGACAGUUAAGCAACCGGCAGUCGUACCUUUUCAACAAUGUGUGUAUUUGCUUUCUCAUGAGUGGCCGUAUUUCGGGUGUGGUGUAUGUCGUACAAGCACACGUGGGGGUUCAUGUGAUGCCGUACGGUACGGUUGGAAGCGUACGGGAACCGUACGACAGAACUGUACGAAAGCCUGGUAUGGAAGCAGCUGUUUUCUCCUUGCUAACUUGCUGUUGCCACUAUUACUGUUGUACUGCAGCUGCUGCGACCACUGCUAGUACUGAUACCAUGUAUGUUUCAUGGCCUAUUUCCACAAGGCCACAUGGGCUGGUUUCUCCUGGGGAGUUGGCUUACCCGCGGGGUGUUGUCUUGCCAGCCAGUGUGUGAUAAUUGUGAGGCGCGCCUUUGCUUUUGCUUUCAUUUGGACGGGCUCGCGGUUUUAUGUUGCGUUCAUUGUCCACGCGAACGAGGGAAGAGCGCCUGAAAGGUUUUACUCGUGCCCAGCAUUGGGGCAAGUCACAGGCGUUACGAGGGCGCGUGCUUCUCCUGGUCAGAGUCCUAAGUAUUGGUUGGCAGUUAGGUUUUUCUUACUUUUACCGAGAAGGCAAGAUGUGCACGCUUUCAUCGGAACUCCUGCACCUCCUGUGCGUAGGGCUUGCAUGGUUUGCUUAUGUACGGCGGGUAAGCCUGUGUGGGGUUUUGUGGUGGAUUUUAAAAUCCCUACCGCACAAUGCCGUACAAACCGUAUAACGUGCUAGGGGUGAAGAGCGGGGCAAGAGAGGGAUGUGUCACAUGCUGUAUUCCAUCCAUCGCCGUACAAGAUGUACAAGGCGGGGGUCGUUGACUGCGCAACGGACGGUACAAUUUUGGCAAAGGUAGGAUGGAAAGAGAGAGCAGGGGAUGGAGAAAAGAGUAGAAUUACCGUACCUUCGGGUGAUCAUCGCGCAGCCCCAUUAGAUGGAAUUAUUUUUCAAGCUCGCGCAGGGGUGUCAGGAAUUAUUUUUCAGCUUCGCGCAGCUCAUGUCCACCACUGCAUUUUGACUGAAAGAACCCAUCCAUGUAAGCCCAGAUCGCCAAAACAGGUAUACAAAUACCGCUAUGUGUUCCAUGGGGCAUACUAGCAUGCAGCCCGGGGCUGGGCAGCGGAGCUGACGGGGUGCUGGGGCAUGUUGGGGGUGCGGGGAAGGGUCCCGUGGGGUUUCCCAGGUUUCGCGCACCCCUCUCAGCAAUUAUUUAAUUUUGCGCGAAACUGUGCAUUUUCCGAAAUAAUUAUUUAUUUUUGCGCGAUGAUAUCGUGAAGGUACGGUAUAUGAUUCAUUUUGUGAGCAGGGUAAUUGCAAGGAGUGUGCUUGGUGGAGGGGUUUUGUGUUUACCGGCAUGUGCACGCGUGCCAUAUGCUCUCCGCUUACCGUAUAUCCUUCCACUCGGCUCCUGCUGGUGAUAUGCAACGGGCGCUGGGGAGUGAUGAUUAGCGUGAUGGAGUAGGGAAACCACGACUUGGAAGGUUCCAUGCUUAGCUUUGGCGGUGGUGGUGGGGGAAAGAUCAUGUAGCGUGUUAUCCGGAUGCGGAGGGGUUGGCAGGGACCAGGACAACCGUGUUGGGAAGGGUCCCCAGCUACCGGUAGCUACCCGAGGCCGUAUUCCUCUCGUGUCGUUCAGGGUUGUUGUGGUAACAUACAACCACACAACCGGAUAUCAGUUCACGGUAGCUGGACGCCUGGGUUGAGCAGAGCGCGGGGAUGCCAGAGGCACUGCGGAGGGGCUUGAAGCGGGCCAGGGUUGAUGUUUUGGUGGUGACGGACGGGGGCGGUGUUACAGCAAAAGCGCUGAAGCUGGCAUUGAAGCAAGCGAAGGGGCCCCACCAUGUGGUGGCACAGCAACGACAUUAAAUUACAUUACGCCGGACCAAGUCCUGGCGUGUGUUAAGGAGGCAUGGCGUGAGGGAUGUCUGAUGUUUUCCCCUUCCACAGCAACGACAAUGGGAUGGGAUGGCGGAUGGGUAGCCGGCUGGUGGACCCGGAAGGAAGCAUGCAUGCCGCAUGCGGCGGUGCCGUUGCGGCGGUGGCGGUGGUGGGGCGUCAAAGAUACCGGUAUACCAGAACCACAGCAAUGGGUGGUGGUGGUGGUGGUGGUGGG